Molecule: messenger RNA, 1559 nt
Organism: Nipponia nippon (crested ibis)
Lineage: Eukaryota; Metazoa; Chordata; Aves; Pelecaniformes; Threskiornithidae
Source: RefSeq, a predicted model, not a curated record
AUGUGGAAGGGACGCGCAACGCUAAGCGCUGCCCUCGUCCGCUGGAGCUCCAGGAGAGCUGCACGUGGAGGUCACAACGCCUGCGCUCUGCCGGCCGCCCCCGCCACUGCUUCACAUGUAGUCGUCUCUCUUGUGAAAAACUAUCCAAACUAUCUGAUUAUUAAUCUGGAUAAGCUUGACUACUGUGCAAGCUUGAAGAAUCUUGAAACUGUCUCUGAGAAGGAAAACUACAAGUUUAUCCAGGGAGAUAUUUGUGAACCUGAUUUUAUAAAACAGCUCUUUGAAACUGAGAAAAUAGAUAUAGUCCUUCAUUUUGCAGCCCAAACACAUGUAGAUCUUUCAUUUUGGCGUGCCCUGGAAUUCACCUAUGUGAAUGUUUAUGGCACUAAUGUGCUGGUUGCUGCUGCACAUGAAGCCAAUGUGGAGAAGUUUGUCUAUGUUAGUACUGAUGAAGUAUAUGGAGGUAGCACUGAUGAGGAAUUUGAUGAAUCCUCACCAAAACGUCCAACAAAUCCCUAUGCCUCCUCUAAAGCAGCUGCAGAGUGUUUUGUUCAGUCUUACUGGGAAAGGUACCAAUUCCCAGUUGUUAUCACACGGAGCAGUAAUGUUUAUGGACCACACCAGUAUCCAGAAAAAGUUAUUCCAAAGUUUAUAUCUUUGUUGCAACAGAACAGAAAAUGCUGCAUUCAUGGUUCUGGACUUCAAAGAAGGAAUUUCCUUUAUGCAACUGAUGUAGUAGAAGCAUUCCUUACGGUCCUGAAGGAGGGGAAGCCAGGAGAAAUUUAUAAUAUUGGAACUAACUUUGAGAUGUCCAUUGCCCAGCUUGCUAAGGAGUUAAUCCGUUUAAUAAAGAAGACCAGUUCAGAAUCUGAAAUGGAGCACUGGAUGGAUUAUGUCAAAGACAGACCUACCAAUGACCUGAGAUACCCGAUGAAUUCAGAAAAAAUGCAUAACUUAGGAUGGAGACCUAAAGUGCCUUGGAAAGAAGGAAUAAAGAAAACAAUUGAAUGGUACAAAGAAAACUUCCACAACUGGAAAAACUCAGAGAAAGCUUUGGAGCCCUUUCCUGUGACAGAGCCAUUUGCACAGCUCAGUGGUCCAUAGGGUGACGGUGAACCUGAAGGAGUUUAUUCUACCUCAUACAGUCUUUACUUUGAAGCCUGCAAUCAAGUGGCCGUGCUGAACUCUUAAUGUAUUCAAGAUAGAUGAACCAUGAUGAAUACAGAACUACAGUACGGCACAACUUUGCAAGGGUUUCAGCACUUUACAAAUUGAACCUGUUACUUUCAGCUUUUGGUGCAAUAGUAUGUUCUCACUAGGUAUUGAUAUUAAAGAACUGUACAGGAUGAAGAAUAUUUAUAAUGCCAUAAAUUAGUGUAACUGAUGUCAAAUCUGCCUUAUUAAUUUAGAAUAAUUAAUUGCGAUUACAGCUUUUGGGACUUUCAGUGAAAUUUGUUUUCGUUCUGGAAUUGUUCAUCUGUAUUAGUCUGUUUUUACAGUGUAUUAUAUUAUUUUUGUCACUUUAAAGAGUUGUACUUUAUUUUUAAUCAAGGGGAAAA